AUUAAAUUUUAACCUUCUGGAGGGGGAGGGGGAACUGGAACAUUCCUGGGAUCAUUCCCGGAUUUCUCCUGAUCCCAAAAAUCCCAAAGAAUUCCCCAAAAAAAUCUCGGGAUGGACGAGGAGGAGCUCCAGGACGACCUGCACCAGUUCCCAGUGUUCCCGUGUGGGGUGGAUUCCCCGGAAUGGGAAUAUUUCUCCGGGCACUGUUAUUAUUUCUCGCUGGCUCGGCUGAGCUGGGAGCGGGCGCGGGAGCAGUGCCGGGAGCGUCGGUCACAGCUCGUCGUGGUGGGUGGCUUUGCUGAGCAGCAGUUCCUGAUGUCGCGGACCCGGAACGAGCGAUUCUGGAUCGGCCUCACGGAUCAGAAUUCCGAGGGAAACUGGGAAUGGGUGGAUGGCACCGAUUCCCGAUUUUUUCCCAGGUUUUGGCGGGAGGGGGAGCCCAACGACAGCGGCAGAAACGAGGAUUGUGCUCACCUGUGGACCUGGGGCCAAUGGAACGACGUGCACUGCACCUUGGAGUGCUUCUUCAUUUGUGAGAGACCCCUGGCACCAAAAUAAAAAUAUAAUAAAAUAAU
Molecule: messenger RNA, 575 nt
Organism: Sturnus vulgaris (Common starling)
Lineage: Eukaryota; Metazoa; Chordata; Aves; Passeriformes; Sturnidae
Source: RefSeq, a predicted model, not a curated record